AUGUUCCAAACUAAUUCAAGAUGCGACUUUAUCCAACUCUCACACAUUUUUUAAUGUACUAGUGUAUGCGGUAUCGCGAAACCUUUGUCUUCAUCGAUAUUCUUUGAUCGUGUGAUUUUGCACACGGCAUCAUCAUUUAAAGAUAAGGCGAUUUAUGGCUAUGGAACGAGCAUUCCCCCGAAUAACAACGAGGACGAGGAAAAUGAGAUGUCACCACGGAAGGUCAUCUUCUGCGUCCAUGGAAAAUUGUCAGGUUGUUGUACGGUUGUGAAAAGCUCUGGCGACGAAAAUACAGCUGCGGACUAUCAACAAAAUCCAUUAUCUCCAGAAGAUCAUUGUCACAGGGAGAGGAAUGAAGAGAUCGACAAGAAAGCCCGAAAGAAGUUGUUGAUCGCCAGUGCGCUCUGCGUUAUUUUUAUGAUAGCAGAAAUCGUCGGCGGAGUAUUAUCGAAUAGUUUGGCGAUAGCAACUGAUGCCGCGCAUUUGUUGACUGACUUUGCGUCUUUUAUGAUAUCUCUUUUUUCCAUCUGGGUCGCCAAUAGACCAGCCACUAGAAAAAUGCCUUUUGGUUGGUAUCGAGCGGAGGUUAUCGGGGCAUUGACUUCGGUUUUAUUAAUAUGGGUAGUUACCGGCAUUUUAUUCUACCUCGCGAUAGAAAGAAUUGUCCAUAAGGACUUCGAAUUGGAUGCAACGGUGAUGUUGAUUACGUCUGCAGUUGGUGUUGCGGUAAAUCUAGUAAUGGGCCUGUCGUUGCAUCAGCAUGGCCACAGUCACGGCGGACACAGUCACGGUGGACACAAUCACGAUAAUGUGGAAAAUGGGCAUGAUGAUGAUCUCAAAGGCGACCAAUCAAAAAAGAAUAUCAAUGUGCGCGCCGCAUUCAUUCAUGUUUUGGGUGAUUUUAUUCAGAGCGUGGGAGUAUUCAUCGCCGCAUUAGUCAUUUAUUUUAAGCCAAGUUGGAGCUUGGUGGAUCCAAUAUGUACAUUCCUCUUCUCCAUAUUAGUUAUUCUCACUACAGUGGCGAUUAUUAAAGAUGUAAUUAAUGUGUUGAUGGAAGGUAUUCCUAAGGGUUUUGACUAUUCGCACGUGGAGAAUACCUUUAUGCAAAUAGAUGGAGUCGUUAAAGUACACAAUCUUAGAAUCUGGGCGCUUUCACUCGACAAGACUGCUCUGUCAGCGCAUCUCGCUAUAAACUAUCGCUUUCUCGAGCAAGUUGGCAGAUCAAUUGAUACAAAGAAGAGAAAUCCAGAGAUAAAAUACACCCGUCAAGCUAUUCUACCAGUGCACCUACAUAAAUUGAGAUGCGCUGCGUCCUAUAGAAAAGUGUCACUGUUAUAUAUGCCACAAGUUUUCAGUCGGCACAAGAAGAACACUACGUACCUUAACUGGAAGACCAACGAGCUAUUCUGGCGUCUAGAAUGGAUUUUUCCACAAGCUGAAAACAUAAAGUACACAAUAGAGAGAGCCCUAGACAGAAUAAGAUUAUCAACAUUGGUGGAACAGGUUUUAGAUCCAGUCUCUGCAACAGAUGAGACUGACAUAGAAAAUUUGAAUACAAAACUAUUUUUAGCUGAUAAAUUACAAUUUUACAGAGCAGCUGGGUUAACUAAUAUCAAAGUUCUUUUAAAAGCUGAGAAAAUAAAGAAGGCACAGCUCAGAUUUUAUGAUUUGGAUCUUACGCUUACGUUGCAAGAAAAUUUGGAGAAUAAGACUAUAGUUGAGUUUCCGACAUUGCAUGUUGUUAUGAAAGAUCACUCGAAUAUGUACGAUAUUAUAGAUACUGAUGAAGAAAUGAGUGAUACAGAGUGUACAAAUUAUGGAGAAAAGAAAAGAUACAACAAUAACAGGCCCGAUGAUAACAAAAAAGAUGAACCAGUAAACUAUUUCUUCAAUGAUUUUUCGGAUUCUGAUGAUGAGAAUACAGACAAUAAAGUAAAAAAGAAGAAAGGAUCGCUUAAUAUACCAAAUUACGAAGAGUUAAUAAAAAUGUAAAAAUUAUGUCCAUUAUUAUAAAUAUUGACUUAUAUAUGGAUAUUUUUAUUGUAAAUACAUUAUAGUUUUAAUACAGAUGAAAUACAAAUGUAGCAACAUUAAUGACGUGUAUGAUCGUCUAUAAUACAUUUUUUUCUUAAUUGGUUCCUUUUCCACAUAUACUGAUGAUACAUAUAUCUGCACACCACCCAAAAAUACAACUGCACUCAAAUAAUAUAUAUCUUUUUAAAUUUAUACUAACUCAGGACUCUCUUUACAGAGGAACUUUACAAAAUGUAUAAUUCAACAAAGAUAUAAAUACAAUCCAUAAGUACAAGGAAUGAUAAAUACAAUUUUUUAUCAGUGAAAA
Molecule: messenger RNA, 2341 nt
Organism: Trachymyrmex cornetzi
Lineage: Eukaryota; Metazoa; Arthropoda; Insecta; Hymenoptera; Formicidae
Product: probable zinc transporter protein DDB_G0283629
Exons: 12
Biological process (GO): zinc ion transmembrane transport; response to zinc ion
Cellular component (GO): plasma membrane
Molecular function (GO): zinc ion transmembrane transporter activity
Source: RefSeq, a predicted model, not a curated record